AUGGACGAAUGUUCAUGUUUGACGUUGCGUAAAUUCGUAUCAUAUGGAUCUUUUUUCUUCUUUGUUUUGGUUUGGUUUGGUUUGGUUUGCUGGAAGAAAUUUAUUCUUUUAUUGCUGCUGCAAAAGGAGAGGCAAGAGGGCGGUGAAAUGUUGAGAAAAGGGCCGUUUUGCAUUUCCGAUGUAUUUUGGCUGGCGACAUGUACGCUUCUGUGCCUCAUGGCGGUCGCUGCUGCCUAUGAGACGAGACCGGAGGACGGGCUCCGCGAGCACAAGUGUGUACACGACGAAGUGGCGAUCCCAUAUAAUGCGCUCCCUUACACAGAUGUGACGUACAGGAGUGGCAUCAGAAAUAUGAAAGUCUUUUCGGUUUUUAUGACUGCCGCUCGUGAGGACAUUCGUUUUCACGUCAUUUUUCUUCUAAAUAAAUCUUGCAGCGGCGUUGGACAAUUUGUCCCCAACUUCUUGGGGGAUGAAGUGAGGUGCACCGCCGAUGACAUCUUGACGCCGAAGAAGAUCCGGAUGAUAAAAAUUAUGGUGAAAAGGGCGUGUAAUUUUUUGGAGCAGGCAAUUCUUGUGGACCCAUUGGACGAAUUAAAUGUUAUGGCAGAAAGUUGCCCCUUCUUGGGCCACUCUUCCCUGCGAGUUACAGAGAAGGACUACGUUUUGUUUGUAACAGCCAACCCACGGUCAAGUGCGCGUGGUGUGAUAGCCUGGGCCCGUUCGUGCGAAAGAAUCUCCACAGGCCGGCCUUCUGUGGGACACGCUAAUUUCAUCCCCUCUUUUUUUGGUGAAUACGCCACGGAGAAUGACAUCCACGUGGCGAUGCACGAGAUAACGCACGCCCUGGGCUUUACGGACCUUGCCACCAACGCCAAAUCUCAUGUGGGGCCGGGAGGGAAAGUAGUGCCGGGUUUCGCGCGUGUGCUCCGACCCAAACUAGGCAAGGUGGUGACACUGGUCACGUCACCCAAGGUUGUCGAGGUGGCGCGGAAGCAUUUUGGUUGUCCCACACUUGACGGGGUGGAAAUUGAAGAUGGCGGCAAAUCCGGGACAGCAGGCUCGCACUGGAAAAAGCGUAUAUUGUACGAGGAGGCACUUGUUGGAUCUAUCACAUCAGCGAAUCUCUUUUACUCAUCUUUCACACUUGCAUACUUGGAGGAUCUUGGGUACUACUCCAUCAACUACAGUAUGGCGGAGGAUAACUUUCGAUGGGGAAGGAACCGCUCGUGUCGAUUCCUCUACAAUAAAUGUAACGAUCAAGACGAGGACGUGGAUGAAUUUUGCUUUGGUAAUGGCAACGCGAUGAAAACUUCAUGUACAAAUGACUUUCUAGGAAUGGGGUCGUGUGACAUUAUGAGGCAUAAUGCGGUUCUUCCAGUGGAUUACCGGUAUUUUACUGAUCCACGAAUGGGUGGAAGCAUACCACUAAUGGACUAUUGUCCGUCUGUCCAAGUGUACUCCAAUUGGAACUGCAUUAGUGAGGUCACGGCAGAAGUACCGAAUUUUCUUGGUAAUGAAAUGGGGCAACAUAGUCGUUGUUUUUCAUCGAACCUAGUGACUGGUGCGUCGCCCUUCUUUUCUACCGGUUUCCGGUGCUUUCCGAUGGUCUGCACAAAGUCUGGACAGAUCCUCCUACGUGUCCAGGGGCAAACCGUGCCAUGCCCUCUGAAUGGCACUGCGGGCGAGGCAGACACAUCUCAUUUGAGAGGCGUUCAGGGCAAAAUAAUCUGUCCUGCGGCGAUUCUGUUGUGUAGGGAUAAGGAAAGAAAUAUUUCUUCCGAGUCCUUUCAUUAUUCCAGUAAUAUGAUAGAAGAACCGGUAACGGCAGAAACGAAACGCAGUGCGUCAGAAUUUACAAAAAAUUCUUCGAGAUUAUGCGAAGAACGGGUGAAGUGUGCGGAGAAUAUUAACUCAUUUUUUCCGGCAUGCCGUGUUUCGGCCCAACGAAUCCUUGAUUGUUUUGGCAGAGACUGCCCCUUGGCGAUGCGCAUGUGGAUUGACCGCACCGCACUAUUGGAGCAGUGCAGGCACCCAAAGUUGAUAGCUGAAUUGUGUCUUGACGGCUGGAUGGGAGCUCAUCGUUUAUGUGCCAUUGCCUCCUCCACUUCUGCGGCAACAGCAAUUUAUUUUCCCAUUAUUGUUGUGUGUGUCAUGCUACUGGCCAUUGUUUUUUUCUAA
Trypanosoma cruzi is the source of this 2178-nucleotide messenger RNA. Its product is annotated as surface protease GP63, putative. The record is from RefSeq and is a predicted model, not a curated record. Lineage: Eukaryota; Euglenozoa; Kinetoplastea; Trypanosomatida; Trypanosomatidae. The coding region runs from base 1 to 2178 and encodes 725 amino acids. Gene Ontology annotation, cellular component: membrane; cytoplasm. The transcript has a single exon. Gene Ontology annotation, biological process: proteolysis; cell adhesion. Gene Ontology annotation, molecular function: metalloendopeptidase activity.